Molecule: messenger RNA, 934 nt
Organism: Effrenium voratum
Lineage: Eukaryota; Dinophyceae; Suessiales; Symbiodiniaceae
Source: the annotation of a GenBank genome assembly
UGAGUGACUUUGACGUGAUAUUAUUGACGUGCGCGAUGGUCCGCCAUGAGCGCAUGCUGAGCGGGUUGAUGUUUGCGAGCAUGGCCGGCAUGCGAGCAUUUCUUGUUCCGCGAGCGGUGGCCAGGAGCAUGGCGACUCAGAUGAGGGUCAGGAGCAGGAGCAAAGGCACUACUCUGCAGGAGACAUCUCCGCUUUCUGCCGUGCAAAUGCCUGGGUUCCCCCAGCCGAAGCCCUUGCCGGAGCGCUUGAGUCGACUGGGCAGCUGCGUGCAUGUGCCGGCGCUGGGGAGCUCCGCAGAGGAUGCUCAGCUGGCAAAGAGCCUUCUGACGGACAUCCAAAAAGUCGGAAAGCAGCUGAGGUUACACCGCAGCCGGCGGCACCUGCAGAUUUGGGGGGAGCACCUCACCUCCUCCAAGACCUUCACUGCGGUGGUGUCGAGACUGUUGUCCCUCUUCGGCCUGAAGCUGGUGGAUUGCUGGGUCAAUGUGUACCGGAGUGGCGAAGAGGAGAAAUCACCGCACCACGAUAACUACCAGGACCGAUCUCCGAGUCCCACGGCGACCAUUGGCCUCAGCCUGGGCAGCACGCGGGACAUCGUCUUCCGGGACAGGUAUAGUGGCGAGACCUUUCCCAUUCCGCAGCAGAACGGUGAUGUCUUCGCCUUCGAUUCGAGCUUCAACCGCCUUUUUACGCACGCAAUCCCACCGUCCGAAGAUGACGAUACCGGGCUGCGGCUGUCCAUCAUCGUUUGGGCCAUGGAGAGCGAUGGCCACACCUUGGCAGUGCCUCAAGCGGUGCGCCAGGGCCGAGGCUUCCCCACCAAGGAGGUGGUGAGCUGGAGCGACUGGGACUUGGCGGAGGGGCUGUGGUCCGACUCCCGAGCUCUAUCUGGGCUCGCCUGACCCUAGUUGAUUCGGGGAGAUGGCUGUGGGUC